This is a messenger RNA of Erigeron canadensis, 1245 nucleotides long. Its product is annotated as GATA transcription factor 11-like. The transcript has 3 exons. Gene Ontology annotation, molecular function: zinc ion binding; sequence-specific DNA binding. Gene Ontology annotation, biological process: regulation of DNA-templated transcription. The record is from RefSeq and is a predicted model, not a curated record. NCBI's taxonomy places the organism in Eukaryota, Viridiplantae, Streptophyta, Magnoliopsida, Asterales, Asteraceae. The coding region runs from base 143 to 1018 and encodes 291 amino acids.
CCUUUGAAACCUUAACUUUCUCUUUUCUGUUUCUUUUUAACCUUUUCACAUUUUUCACACACAUACUUUCUAUCUCUAUACCCACAUAUUCACCACUGUAAUUUUUUUCCAAAUGAUAUAAAACCUAAAACCCAUUUCCCCCAUGGACUCACAGGAUAAUAAUAAUAAGAGAAUGUGCGGUGCUGAGUAUAGUACAGAAUUUUAUGAUGAUUGUUUUGGUGAUAUACCAAAUAAUAUCUUGGAUUGUGCUGUGGAGAGUUUGGAUGGGGAUGGUCUUAGUGAAGAUUGGGCGAACCUACUCGGUCCUAUCCCGUCUGAUCUCUUCCCGGAGAUGCUGCCGCUAGAGAGUGGUGUCGGUGACUCCUCUGCGGAUAUGCUUGGUGGUACUAAACUGGAGGGUUAUGGACCACAAUGCGAGGCUGCUCUUUUCAAGAAAGCAUUCAAAUCUCAACUUAAACCACCGACCUCUUCAAAGGGAACAAAUUCAUACCUAUAUCCAAAAUUCUUUGAGGCACCGAGCCCCGAUUCGGUCCUUGAACGUCGCAGCUCCAGCUCAACCGGGAAAUCAGAUACGGCCAUCUCGACAGGAACACAACUAUCUUAUCCCGCAAGGGCUCGAACAAAGCGAUUACGGUCAGUGUCAACCAUCAAUCCUUGGUCUAGGUCAUUAUUACUAACACCUCUUCCAAGUGUUAAGAAAAAGAGGCGAGUUUUAUCCCAACAAUCCGUCGACGUGAAUAAGAAAUGCAGCCAUUGUGAGAUAACUAAAACUCCACAGUGGAGAGAAGGUCCUAUGGGCCCCAAAACACUCUGUAAUGCUUGUGGGGUCCGCUACCGAUCAGGCAGGCUUUUUCCAGAGUACCGUCCGGCUGCUAGUCCGACUUUUAUACCGUCGCUGCACUCAAACUCUCACAGGAAGGUGAUAGAGAUGAGACAGAAGGGAGCAGGUAUCAAUGAUAGUUAUGUUGUGAAGAAACCUUGGAGUUCAAACUUAGCACCUACUAGACUUAGUUCAUGAUUAGUUAUUAGUCUCAUCUUUUGUAAGACUUAGAAGUUUAGAAUAUUUGCUAUUAUUUUAUCGCAGUAGAUUCCUUGUUCAAUCUUGGUUUUCAAUUGAUUGUUCAAAAUUUUGACGAUUACCCAGUGAUGGUUUUAGGUACUUUCAAGUGACGUUGAGCGUGCUUUAGGUAGGAUAGUACUAAAGUUUUACGAGUAAAUAAGCCAGUGAAACUAAUGGUUUGGUUA